AUGGCAACGCAGUACGAAAUCGAGCACAACAUCAAGCCCGGGCCCUCGACCCAGGAAGGGACCCGCCGCAUCGACAUGUCCUCCUUUACCUCCUUCCUCACAAACCUCACCACAGCCGACGCGCCCUCGGCAGACCGCCACACGAACCCACAUGCGACGCCCACCCCUGUUGACGCCGCCGCUCUCUACCACCUCCUCCAACAGCAGUUCCAGACACUCUUCUCCACCGCCCCCAACGCCGACAACGCCCGCUUUCUGUCGGGCCUCGUCGAAGCCCUCGAGCGCGACAUUGCCAGCCCUCCCACCGAGAUCCCCGGCGUCUCGCAGGAGUAUCUCGACUCCCUCGACCGCGUCCCCAAGAAGUCGCUCCGCGAGGACGAGGCCUGCCCCAUUUGUGCCGAGAAGUUUCUCGACGACCGCUACCCGCUCGUCGUCGAGCUGCCGUGCCACAGCAGCCACCGAUUCGACCUUGAGUGCGUGAGCCCCUGGCUGCGCAGCAAGGGCAGCUGUCCCAUGUGCCGCAAGGACCUGACCAAGAAGAAGCAUCAGAUCGUCGUGCCGGACGAUGACGAGGAGAAUGACGACCCGGAUGGACUGUAUGCAUAG
Colletotrichum higginsianum IMI 349063 is the source of this 606-nucleotide messenger RNA. Its product is annotated as Ring finger domain-containing protein. The transcript is spliced from 2 exons. Gene Ontology annotation, molecular function: ubiquitin protein ligase activity. Bases 1 to 606 code for a protein of 201 amino acids. Lineage: Eukaryota; Fungi; Ascomycota; Sordariomycetes; Glomerellales; Glomerellaceae. Gene Ontology annotation, biological process: protein ubiquitination. The record is from RefSeq and is a predicted model, not a curated record. Gene Ontology annotation, cellular component: cytoplasm.